AUGAAUGCCGCAGUCUUCACCUUCCUGGGCGCGCCCGACUAUUCAUCUGUUCAAAGCUCGGUGUCGCAACUGCUCUCUGACAUGGGGGGAGCUUCUUCGCGUCCGCCACCCCCGCCCCGCGUCGCCGAAACGUUAAGCUCGACAACGGUAUGGGUUCGCCACCUUCCUCCAAUCAUUUCAGAGAACGCACGACAGGCCAUUCACUCCGCCAUUCAGUUGCGCAAUCUCUAUCUGGCUGGGGACGACGCAAGCUCAGGACCCCAGGCGGUGGCUUCGCUGGUGGAGCACUUGGACGGGUUGGUCGAUGAAGCUCGAGAAGCCGCCAACAUCCGCGAUUAUGUUUCUCUUGUGAUUGAGUCGACAAUACUCAGCUUAACGACUGAUCUGGGUCCGCCAUCGAAGAUACUGUUAGGUUUGGCACGCGCUGUAAACCCGUUUCUCAAUCACCCAGAUGCAGGGACUGAGCCAGGGCCGAGCUCCAAUGGAGACGAAGCUUUGCCUUUCCCGUUCAGACAGUCCGACCUGGCACUCAUUGACGACCCGGAGAAGGACCUCCUUGUCUUGUUGUACUACUGCGACCUUGUCAAUCUCAAGGCCUCUCCCGACGAGAUGGUGGCUCAGCUGACCAAGAUGGCGGACAAAUAUGGCAUAAUCAAGGACCUCGACCUCCGCAAGGAACUGCUCCCCGAGAUAGAGAUCUACAUUCACUGGGUAAUGAUGUACCUCACAUCGAACGUCUCAGCUUUCCCUCCUCCGACCGCUCUUUCCGCAAGUUUUACAACCAAGUUAGAAUUCGAAAAGAGCAUCCAGAUGAGUAGACUGUUGACCGUUUGUGAGAUGCUACUUAAUGAUUCAAGGAGCGAUCAAAUUUGCUUUCUACUCAUGUUUCUCAGGCGAUGCGCCAUGAAUCAACAAAAGACAUGGUGGCGGUCGCGGACGAAGGUGGUGUUAAAGGGAUUGAAGAAGACUCGAGUCGGACGAUCAACCUGGCACGUGGAAUACGCAGAGAAGAACCUGUCUAGUCUAAAGCGACUGGAGGAAAUUGGAGAAGAACGUUGGUCGCGGCGAGGAUCACUAACGAUAGGUCAGGAGCAGUUCGAGCUUGACAAAAUCAAGGGGGACUAA
Colletotrichum gloeosporioides is the source of this 1125-nucleotide messenger RNA. RefSeq lists its product as uncharacterized. The record is from RefSeq and is a predicted model, not a curated record. Bases 1 to 1125 code for a protein of 374 amino acids. NCBI's taxonomy places the organism in Eukaryota, Fungi, Ascomycota, Sordariomycetes, Glomerellales, Glomerellaceae. The transcript has 3 exons.